AUGGAGGCUAAAAGUAGGUACGGAAGUACCAGUAGUGGACUGCACGGUGUGCCUGAGGGUAAAGUGAGGGUGUUCACGCAGAACUGUCCCACAACACGUCACACCAUUGUGCGAUACCCAGGAUAUGUCAAAGACACUGCAAAGGCUCUUCAGAAUCUAG
This is a messenger RNA of Sphaeroforma arctica JP610, 160 nucleotides long. NCBI's taxonomy places the organism in Eukaryota, Ichthyosporea, Ichthyophonida. The record is from the annotation of a RefSeq genome assembly.